GCUCACGCGUGAGCUUUAGUUUCACUGGCAAAGCUGAAAUGUUACACCGCACCGAACCAUGGACCCGGGCGUGUGCGAUCAUACUGGUUGCGUUCGUUUGUAUGAAUUCGGCCAAAAUUAUGAUCACCAAGGUCGAUUACGUGUCGAACGCGGACUACCUAACGAUGCAGGUCCGGGUCAACAAUGAAACGGAGGGCAGUACGGUCGAUGUGGAUGGGAAUUUGUUCCUGGACGUGUCGCAGGGUGUGUCCGUCGCGAUCGAUCUCGACUCGAAGAUGGACGGCGAGUACAUGACGAUGAUCGGCACGACCAAGGAGCUGUGCAGUGCGGAAGACACCGGCAUGGAUCCGGUGGUGCCGCUGCUGAACGACGAGCUGCAAAAGUUUGGCAACCUUAGCUUCAACUGCCCGUUUCAGAAGGGAUACUACCGUGUGCGAAGGUUCCGCAUGAGCGACGAUCACAUGCUGGUGAAGAUGGUACCGCCCGGUGAGUACAUCGUCAAGAUGGACCUGCAGCAUCAGCAGCCGAACGCAACCGACAAGAAUCCGGUGUUUAAGCUGUCGUUCUACUUCGAAAUUUCAUAAAAUUUACAUCACAACGAAGUAGAAGAAAUAUGCACGGAAAAGGCAGAAGAAGAAGAAGAAAGCAGUGUGGAGGGUAUUAGCGUUUUUAAAUGCGUGUGUGUACGUGUGUGGCAAAGCAACUUUAAAUCUUUGAAAUAAAUGCAUAGGCUUCAGA
This is a messenger RNA of Anopheles merus, 738 nucleotides long. RefSeq lists its product as uncharacterized. Lineage: Eukaryota; Metazoa; Arthropoda; Insecta; Diptera; Culicidae. The coding region runs from base 39 to 584 and encodes 181 amino acids. The record is from RefSeq and is a predicted model, not a curated record. The transcript is spliced from 3 exons.